Messenger RNA from Choloepus didactylus (southern two-toed sloth), 1343 nucleotides. RefSeq names its product neuronatin (gene NNAT). Bases 125 to 370 code for a protein of 81 amino acids. Gene Ontology annotation, cellular component: cytoplasm. Gene Ontology annotation, biological process: positive regulation of insulin secretion; brain development. The transcript has 3 exons. The record is from RefSeq and is a predicted model, not a curated record. NCBI's taxonomy places the organism in Eukaryota, Metazoa, Chordata, Mammalia, Pilosa, Megalonychidae.
GACACGGCCACCGCGGCUGCAGCAGUGAGCCCAACAGCGAACUCCGAGGGAUCAGCAGACCCCGGUGAACCAGCGGCCCUUGGCAGCGCUCACUCUCAACCACCCACCCACCACCCUCAGAGCCAUGGCGGCAGUGGCUGCAGCCUCGGCCGAGCUGCUCAUCAUUGGCUGGUACAUCUUCCGCGUGCUGCUGCAGGUGUUCCUGGAAUGCUGCAUUUACUGGGUAGGAUUCGCUUUUCGAAAUCCUCCAGGGACACAGCCCAUUGCGAGAAGUGAGGUGUUCAGGUACUCCCUGCAGAAGCUGGCGUACACGGUGUCGCGGACCGGGCGGCAGGUGCUGGGGGAGCGCCGGCAGCGGGCCCCCAACUGAGGCCCCAGCCCCCAGCCCUGGGCGGCCGGGUCACCAGGUGCUCCUGUGCGUCUGGGCCAGCAUGGGAGCCACUGCCGCGCAGGAAUGGGGGGGGUCCCCUGUGCUCUCUCACCAGAGAGGCACGUGCCAAGGUCAGUGAGGGGCCACUAGGGCCCCCCCCCCCAGAGAAGCAGCAUCGACAAUGUCAACGAUACCAGACCCCUUUCAACCCCCACUGCACCAGUCCCACUGAAGGGCAGGGUAGUGGGAGGAGGGGGGAUGUGGGGAGCAGACCCCAGAGAUCUGGGCCUAGGCACCGCAUUCUGAUCUGGACCAAGUUGGGACAGCAUCAUUCCAGCCUGCAGCCAUGGCCACACCUGUAGGCCCCACCAGAGAGAUCCAAGAACACCACACCAGCCAGCAGAAUGGACAUUUGAUAUUUUGACAUCACCUGCGGAAGCCUUGACUCUUGGUGCAGAGAAGGCGCUGACUGCAUGCCCCUGUGGCAGGACUGGAGGGCAAGGGGAGGGAGGAGAAGGGUGGACUCAACUGGGGUGAGAAAAGUGGGGCCCUCUCACUGUCCCUUGCCCACGGUAUAUGCAUUCCUGCCUUGCUGCCUUUGCUCCCUCCAUUCCCCAUCCCCCCUCCUCUUCACCUCCAAGCCCACCCCACCCCAAAGAAAUGUCUCUUGAUUUGGACCUAUUCAACAGUAAACUAAUCCCAGUUUUACUAAAAACACCUCCAAGCCCCCCAGCCCCUCCAAGCCCUCAGCCCCUCACUGAUCUUGCUUUUCCCUGGUCUCACGCAGUUGUGGUCAAUAUUGUGGUAAUCGCUAAUUGUACUGAUUGUUUAAGUGUGCGUUAGUUGUGUUUCCCCAGCUAGAUUGUAAGCUCCUGGAGGACAGGGACCACCUCUACAAAAAAUAAAAACCAGUACCUCCCCUGUCUCGCACAGUGUCCUAGGGCCCUGCGAGAUGGUGGAGGCGCACCAAAAA